AUUUCAUUUGUCGUCUGUGAUGAAAAUUAAAAAAGUUUGUGAAUAAAAAUGGUGGUUCACAAGUUUUUAAGUUGAAAACGAUGUUAAAAAUAAAAUAACAAUUACGCAUUGUAAUGUGUAAUUGAAAUAUAUUAAAAAUGUCUACUCCAGUGACGAAUCGUAAAUACGGAGCGCAAAAAAUUCGACUUACAAUAUUGUGCGCAAGGAAUUUAGUCCGGAGGGAUUUGUUUCGUUUACCAGAUCCAUUUGCGAAAAUAUCUGUAGACGGCAGUGGGCAAGUGUACUCUACUAACGCUGUGAAAGCUACUCUGGACCCAAAAUGGAACACACAUUAUGACUUAUAUUUAACCAAGGGAGACGGUAUUACCAUCAGUGUAUGGAAUCAGCGUAAGGUUCACAAACGACAGGGUUCUGGUUUCCUCGGCUGUGUGCGUAUCCAACCGUCCACAGUUCACAAACUAAAAGAUACUGGAUAUCAAUGCCUCGAACUAUGUGAAGACAGUUCCGGAGAUACGCACGGCGUGCGCGGUCAAGUGAUAGUGUCAUUAUUGUCUCGUGACGGCGCCCGGGGAGAGCCCGCGUCGGCAGCAGGGGAGGGCUCCCCGCUCGCUGUCGUGGGCCCCGCAGGCGAGGUCAGGACCCCGAGGGACCCGCCUGUUAAUAACAAUGUGACAAACUUACCAUUGCCCUUGCAUUGGGAGGAGAGGAGGUGCAACAGUGGAAGGACUUAUUAUGUGAACCAUGCGCUCCGUCAGACGCAGUGGGAGCGUCCGGUGGAGGCGAGCGCGUCCCCCCCUCCCACCACGCCGCCCUCCACCCCCUCGCCUGGCCCCGUCAGCCCCGUCUCCCCCGCGUCACCCCUCUCCCCCGCCUCGCCCAUCUCGCCAACCUCACCCGCCUCACCAGUGUCAGAGAGUGACGUCAGCCAUGCUGCUUCUAUAUCGUUAAGACCCGAGCCCCAACCCCAGACAGCUGUGAGAACACGACAGCCCCCCGCGCCUUCGUCGCCCUCCUCUGUGACACCGGUAGUGGUCGCUGCCACAGAUCUGCCGCCUGGAUAUGAAAUGCGAACAACAUCGCAAGGGCAAGUGUACUUCUACAACAGCGUGACGGGCGCGUCGACGUGGCACGACCCGCGCGUGCCGCAGCACCUGCGCCACUGCGCCGCCGCCGCCGGCCCCCUGCCGCCGGGCUGGGAGAUGCGCCACGCGCCCUCCGGCCGCCCCUACUUCGUGGACCACAACAACCGCACCACGCAGUUCACUGACCCCCGGCUGGCGCUCUCUGCUCGCCUGACGCCACCUCUAGACGCGCCGCCCGCCGCGCCCGCCAGCCCGCCCGCGCCGCCGCCCGCGCCCGCGCCCAACGAGCCCGCCGACGCCGAUGCUCUGCCGAAGUACAAACGCGACCUGGCCGCCAAGGCGAGGGUGCUGCGAGCCGAACUGCAGGCUCUGCAGCCGCAGACUGGGCACUGUCGAAUAGAGGUAUCACGUAACGAAGUACUGGAAGAAUCGUACCGGCUCGUGAUGAAGCUGCGUGGCAAGGAGUUGCGCAAACGGUUGCUGGUCAAGUUCCGCGGCGAAGAGGGACUCGACUACGGCGGCGUCGCCAGGGAGUGGCUGCACCUGCUGGGCAGGGAGCUGUUCAACCCGCACUACGGACUGUUCCAGUACGCGAACGCGGGCGAUGAUAGAUACGCGCUGCAGAUCAAUGCGGACUCUGGGGUGAACCCAGAACAUCUGUCAUACUUCCACUUCGCGGGUCGCAUUUUGGGCGUGGCGCUGUUCCACGGGCACCAGCUGGACGCCGCGUUCACUGCGCCCUUCUACAAGCAGCUGCUAGGCCGACCCAUCACACUGCGGGACAUCAGGGACGUUGACCCGGAGCUGCAUCGGUCGCUGUCUUGGAUGCUAGAGAACAGCAUAGCCGGUGUUAUAGAUACGACAUUUUCCGUCGAGUGUUCGUCGUUCGGCGCAGUGCGGAGUGUGGAACUAAGGCCGGGCGGGACCAACGAGACUGUCACAGACAACAACAAGCGAGACUACGUGAGACUGUAUGUGGCCCAUAGAUUCACUAGAGGCGCCGAGAGACAGUGGCUCGCUCUACAGCGGGGUCUGGCGGACAUCAUUCCACCGCUUCUCCUCAGACCGCUCUCCCCCCGAGACCUGCAACCGUUGUUAGCUGGCAGAGCAGACUUGGAUCCCGCGGACUGGCGACGACACACCAGACUCAAACACGUCAACCCAGACGCACCAAUAGUCGGCUGGUUCUGGGAAAUAGUCGAGGAGUUUGACGCGGAAAUGCGUGCCAGACUUCUGCAAUUCGUUACAGGGUCAAGAAGAGUGCCUCUUGCAGGGUUCCGCGCGUUGCAAGGCUCCACCGGUGCGGCGGCUCCUAGACUAUUUACGCUGCACUUAGUAGCGGACGCUUCCCCGGAUUCCCUUCCUAAAGCGCACACGUGUUUCAAUCGUCUCGAUCUACCGCCAUAUCCGAGCAAAGAAAGGCUGCACGACAAACUCAAACAGGCCGUCUUGGAGACUGCCGGGUUUGCCGUUGAAUGAUAUUAUACAUUUUUUUCAAUAUGUGUUCCAUAUUUGUGUUCUAUGUUGUAUGUAGGUGUAUGAAUGCUGUAGUGCUUUUUACUACAGCGUAGAGUUUGUACGGGAAACUGGAAUGUAAGCAAUUUAUGAGACUGACAGAUGUGUAACAUAACGACAUGACAGCAAUUAUGAUAUGCUAUUUAGGCAAGUGUAAUUUUGAAAAACUCAAAAUAUCCCAUAUUUUACAAGUUUUAUAAUAUAUGUAUAUUGAAUAAAUAUUGCGACUAUUUCUUCAUUUUGUGAUGAAUAGUCAGUUUAGCGUAAAUAUACUAGAUAAAGUGAUGUACUUCCAUUAUUAUUGCCAGUGAGAUAUUAUUACCAUUAGUGGAUAUUGUACACAUUGGGUUUACAAAUAUAAAAAUAUACCAUGUAUGUGGUAACUUGUGUAUUGAUUUCGAACCCAUACGGGGCCCUUAGUCAUGAGCUGGUUCUUGCAAUGUGGCCAGAUCCAAACUAGGCGGCUAUACUCCGACCUUAUAUCAUGUGAGUUUUAGCCGUGUUUCAUAAUCAUUUAAUAUGAAUAACACUCACUAUAGUUUAAAUUCUAAACUUGUGUAUUAAAAAAACGCGAGUCUCCGAUCCUUAUUAUUACUUAGGCAGCCAAAUGCAAAACAAUAUUUUUUUUCCAUUAUUAUUUUUUUGAUUAAUAAUAUUACGAACGACGAACGAUAACGAACGGGCGAGGCACGUCGCGCAGCGUGUGCAAAAGCGUCCGAUCCGAGCGGCGACACUCACCUGUUUAAGUAACCUCCCUGUACCUGUACGUUUGCGCUAAAACACGGAGUGCGUCAGGCCUGCCCAAAUGAAAUUUUUAUCAUUGAGGGACUAAAAGAAUAUGUAGAGGUAAUAACAUCUCACUGAGUUUUAACUAUUCUACUUACUGUCUACCAAAUAUGUUAUCAGAUUGUUUAUAUUAUACAAUAGGGUUGUAUUUAAUAAGGUAUUAUCAAUUUUCACCUACAAAGCAUUUGUUGCACAAUUCUUCCUGUUAUUGAACAUAAGCUCAAAAGAAUGUACGUUUUCAUAUCUAUCUUAGUUUUAGAGCCAAAAUGUGUAAUCCAAAAUAUCAUAAAUGAUGAAUUAAAUCGUUAAAUGUACAUUCACCAAAUUCUAAUUAAUAUUCAUUGAUGAAUGAAUGUUUUGACUCAAUUAAUCUGUAGCUAGUACUACUGAACUAGCGCAAUUUUGUUUCGCUUCUAGACAUCAUUAUCAACCAAUAUUCUGCUCAUGGCUGAGCUCGAGUCUCCUCUCAUAAUGAGAGGGGUUAGGCCAAUAGUCCACCACGCUGGCCCAAUGCGGAUUUUCAGACUUCACACACAAAGAGAAAUAAGAAAAUACUCUGGUAUGCAGGUUUCCUCACGAUGUUUUUCCUUCACCGUUUGAGACACGUGAUAUUUAAUUUCUUAAAAUGCAUACAACUGAAAAGUUGGAGGCGCAUGCCCUGGACCGGAUUCCAUCCUACGCCCUCCAGAAUUGGAGGCAGAGGUUAACACGACUCAGUGGAGUUAGUACAUCUAACGUAUGUAUGUAUGUCUUCUAUAUACUCGAUUCUUUAUUACUUAUUGCUCGAUGUUAUAAUUACUUUUGUUAUAAGGUUUUUAUAACCAGCCCACUUGUCCGAUGUUGUUUCCAUCUAAAUUGUUUAAACUUAAAUCAGGUUCAACGUUAACUUUUUGACAUUUGGAAAAAAUUGAAAAUUACAUAAUUUUUAAUUAAGUUUUAUGAGAAAACUUAACUUAUAUUAAUUAAUAUUUGAAUUAUAUUCUGUAGAGUGUGAGAAAAUUGUGAAAAAAAUCCUUAUUAUGCAAAUUAAAAAAUCGAGUAUGUUAUGUAAUAUUGGAUUAUUUAGUUUUAAUUCGUAACUGACAUCGACCUUCUAUUAAAAAAUGGAUGCACAAUCAGCGACCAAAAAACGUUGCCACUCAAUGAGUGCGAAACACAACUUUUGGCACUCAAUUCAAGUUGUAUUUGCAAAUUCAACCAUUGAGUUAUUGGACUAUAUUUAAAGGCCCUUAGGUAUAAUUUUCUUUACCAAUAAUUAUAAAACUGUCAAAGUAAAAUUUGCCGAAAUGAAGUGCAAUUUUCUACAUAAUUAUGCAUCCUUUUAUUUUAUGAGGUCAAUGGUAAUUUAUCGUAAUAAUGAAAUGUAAAAGCAAUAUUUUUAACUUGAAAAUUGUAAUGAACAUUGCACGACGCACGAAAGUAUUUAUAUUUUUUUUUUGUAUAUAACUGAUUUCAGUACAAAAGCACAACACAUGUGUUCUUAUAUGAAUUGAUUUGAAUUUUAUAAUUCAUUGAAUUUUUAGGUGAUUGCUCAUAUGGUGCCUUAUUAUUUGAAAUAACAGGAAUUAUAUGAAUGUAUAUAUGUAUACGCUUUUACGACCUAACAAAUUAUUUAGAAGCAGUUAAGAAUAGCUUAUUAUUUAAUGUCAUUAACAUUAUAUACAACAUUUUUAAAAUAGCUCAUAAAUGUACGAUUGUAACAUAAUUGUAAUUUUAUUUUAGGUGAUGAUACAAGUUUAAAAAAUACAAUAUUUAUAACAAGGAUGAGUGCCUUUUACACAUUAAAUAACCUUAUAGCAAUAGCUUUAGAAAUGUACGACUGUUAGCAAUAUGAAAAUUAUUACUUGCAUUAAAAUAAACUAUAAUAUUUUUGCACAA
Messenger RNA from Bicyclus anynana (squinting bush brown), 5261 nucleotides. RefSeq names its product E3 ubiquitin-protein ligase SMURF1 (gene Smurf). Bases 138 to 2561 code for a protein of 807 amino acids. The record is from RefSeq and is a predicted model, not a curated record. Lineage: Eukaryota; Metazoa; Arthropoda; Insecta; Lepidoptera; Nymphalidae. Gene Ontology annotation, biological process: negative regulation of BMP signaling pathway; ubiquitin-dependent protein catabolic process. The transcript has 12 exons. Gene Ontology annotation, molecular function: protein binding; ubiquitin protein ligase activity.